This is a messenger RNA of Vollenhovia emeryi, 2939 nucleotides long. RefSeq lists its product as uncharacterized. The transcript has a single exon. Bases 162 to 1370 code for a protein of 402 amino acids. The record is from RefSeq and is a predicted model, not a curated record. NCBI's taxonomy places the organism in Eukaryota, Metazoa, Arthropoda, Insecta, Hymenoptera, Formicidae.
CCACUCCUCAUGACGACUUCACAGACGAGCUUUCUACUCUUACACUCCUACGAGUCGAAGUUAGUUCGUCACAGUCAGUCCGAUAGCGAUCAUAAUACAUUAAUAUAUAUACCAAUUAGUUACUUUCAAACACGACGGAUCGCACUUGUAAAGCGCAUAAAAUGUCACACGACGAAGAUUCCCAGAAGUGGAUGAAAGAUGUUACGUCAGGGAUUAUUAAGAAUCUUGGACUGGACAUCGAAAAAGUUCGGUACAAGGUAUCUGAACCUACCAAGAAAUUUACAUCUACAAUAUAUUACAUACUCCUGCAGUUUGAAAACAAAACAAAGGAACAGAACAAGGAACUUUCUGUAAUAGUGAAGAAAGUCUUGCAAACCUUUUCUCCGAUAUUGCGCAUCGAUCUUCAAUUUCACAACGAAAUUCUGUUCUAUCAAAUGUACACCCGACCGGACGAAAACUACCCGAGAUGCCUCUACGUCGACGAACGGCCGCCAGCCGAUGCGGUGAUUGCCCUAGAGAACGUCAACAAACGAGGAUAUUAUCCUUGUUCGUAUAAGUGCAAUGUUUCUUUAGAAUAUACAUUGGCAGCGAUGCGCGAGCUCGGACGAUUCCACGGCAAAGGAUACGCCAUGAAGACGCUACAGCGGGACAAGUUCUUCGAUAUCGUGACGCGAAUUGAAGAAGUUCGGUAUUGCGGUACCGAACAGACAACGGAAAACAAAUUCGAAAUCAUAUGCAAUAGUAAUUCGACACGAGCAAUAGAAUAUCUUCGCAAUCACGGUCACGAUACAGUUUUCUGCGAUAAAAUGGAAGCCUUGCUCUCGAACGCGUUUAACGAAGUGAUGAUGAAGACGGUAAAACCGCUGGAACCCUUGUCCACGUUGUGCCAUGGCGAUUUUACAUUGGACAAUAUUUUCUUCAAGACGGAGGACGAUGGACAAUAUCGUGCGAUGCUGAUCGACUUCGCAUUGUUUAGAUACUCAACGCCCGUUGUCGAUCUUUCCACGUUCUUUUGCCUAUGCUGUUCGAAUGAAAUGACGAAAGACAAGUUCUUCGAGAUAAUGCGAGUCUAUCACGAUGCGUUGAAAGAAUACUUGUUGGAAGCUGGCGUUUGGGACAUGGAGAAAUAUUCAUACGAAGCUUUGUUGGACGAUUACAGAAGAGGUGGUCUUUUCGGCUUUGUUAUCGCGACCUUUUUUCUACCGGUAAUAUUGGGGUUUCAUAAGUCAGAAAUAGUGUUGUCCGACAUGUUGCGUUUCGAUGCGUUGGAACGUAUGAAGCGAAAAAAGUACGAUGACGAAAUGUGUAAGAUAUUAGCUGACAUGUUACUAAAUCUGAGAGAUUUUGGCUGUUUGAAACAUAUUUUAUAGUCAUGUGAAAUAAUUCUAACAAAGUAUAGACCUAUAUAUCGAUUAACUGUGACGUAUGUAUCGAGAUAUUUUUAAAUGAUCACGCGUUAGGAACAUAUAAUGUAUAAAAGAGCUAUGGCGAUCACGGACAGAUAGAUUGUUAAUAUUAUUUCGUGAGAUUAUGCCGGUACUAUAGCGGCGUAAUUUAGAAUCACGAAUAAGCACCUCGCACGAAUUCCCUUUAAACCGACAGAUUGCUUUUUCACACGAAUAGAUUAACAUUUUUGCUUAUAAAUUUGUGCAGUAAAAAUUUUCUCUAUUGUCAAAUAAAAAUAUCAAAAAUAUGCAAGUAAAGAGAAAUAUUUUUUUUCUCUUUUUAUAUUGUCUUCGCUAAUGAGCACAUUACAUAAAAAUUCAUAAAAAAAAUGCACUGAGUAGUGAUUUCAAAUUAUAUUACUAUAAAUAACACUGUCACGAAAUAAUAUUACCCAUGAUCAUUAGAGGUUUUUACGUGGUACAUUACAUUAUCUUACAAUUAGUAUGCUUGCUACCAAAUUGUCUAUUCAAACUCCAGCAAUUUAAUUAAGCAGUAGCGUAAUCAUAAAAGAGAAAAGCAUUAUUUAAUCUUCCGAAACAAUCCUGCAUUUGAAAUAGAAAGGAAAAAAAUUUAAUUUUAUAUUCCCCGUGUAUACGCCCAUGCACGUACAUUUCAUAGUAUACUCUUGUAUAUUCGGGUGUAAGUUUUAAAUUUACUGUUUAAAAUAAACCGUUCGGUAAAACAGAAUAUGGUUAACAGAUUUAACGUACAUCGCGGAAAUGAAACAACGUGGAUAAGAAGCAGAUUUAAACUAAAUCCCGCUUAUAUGUAUGCGCGAUACUCAAAACAGGCGCGGUAUUGUGGCAGUGCCCUGUGCACAUUGCUGAAAUUAUUCUUUCGUCCGUGCAAGUCCGGAUCUGCCUUUCAAAUAAAGAGGCGCCCCGUACGCUCCGAAUAACUUUGUCAUUUCCAUAUAUUUUUCCAAGCUAGCGGUAGCAUUUAUCACGAAGCUAACUUACGCCGGAGGUUCAUGCACAGUCAAAUUUUCUUCUGUAUUAGUGUAAAAAGUUAAAGAGCGAUCCAGCAAAGUACUACAAGUCAUAUUUUAUGACGUAGCUCUAGAAUUAUACUGUACAUUCCGAUUAAAGGAAAUAUUAUUGUAUAUUGUAAGAAUAAAAAAUUAAGAAUCCGUUUUAUAGAUAUAAUAUUACAUUUAACGUUUCAUUUUUACCAAUUGCACAACAUUGCGAAUAUGAUUGCGUAAUAAAUAGAUGUGAUUAGAUACAAAAUGUUAGAUUAGUUACAGUCACGUAUGUUUCACAAUAUUUUAUCAUGAUCGUAACGCUAAGUCAAGAUUGAAAGUCUUAAUGUAUUUUAAAAAGCUGAUGUAACAUUAACAAAAAUUAUAAGUACAAACAUAUUAUUUUGAGAAUAAUUAAAAGUGUUAAUAAAAAAUGUUACAGUCGCUAUAUGGUACAUGUACAAUUAUCCGCAUCAGUUUAUAUAAUUAUAUGUAUAAUUAUUCUUUCAUAAAAAAUUUUAAAACUUCUGAA